AUGGCUGCACGUAAACUAAUUGCUCGUAUCAAUCCAUCUAACAGUGCACUGUUCGUCUGUGAUCUUCAAGAAAAGUUUGCGUCAAACAUCAAAUUCUUCCCUGAGAUAAUCACAACUUCUCGAAGAUUGAUUGAUGCCGCCAGAAUCUUGAGCAUUCCAACUGUGGUCACAGAGCAAUAUCCAAAGGGACUGGGCCAUACAGUUCCACUUCUCAAGGAAGGUCUUGCUGAGAACACUCCGAUUUUCGACAAGACAAAGUUCUCCAUGUGUAUUCCUUCGACUGAAGAUGUUUUGAAGAACGUCCAGAAUGUCAUCCUGGUUGGAAUCGAAGCCCAUGUAUGUGUUCUUCAGACGACUUAUGAUCUUCUGGAGCGUGGCCAUAAUGUUCAUGUUGUCGUAGAUGCUGUCAGCAGUCGUAGUCAUACCGAUCGCCACUUCGCUUUCAAGCAAAUGGAGCAAGCAGGGGCAAUCCUGACUACUUCUGAAUGUGCUAUUCUCGGACUUGUUGGAGGAUCGGAUCAUCCAAAGUUCAAGGAAGUUCAAAAGCUGAUCAUGACUUCAGCCCCUGACACCGGCCUUGUCCCGUUGUCGAAGCUCUAA
This is a messenger RNA of Caenorhabditis briggsae, 600 nucleotides long. NCBI's taxonomy places the organism in Eukaryota, Metazoa, Nematoda, Chromadorea, Rhabditida, Rhabditidae. The transcript has 3 exons. The record is from RefSeq and is a predicted model, not a curated record. Gene Ontology annotation, cellular component: cytoplasm. The coding region runs from base 1 to 600 and encodes 199 amino acids.